UGUGACCUCCAAUAAUAAAUACACGUAUGUGUUUAUGCAUGUGUACUUGUAUGUAUGUAGUCACGUUUUUUUCACUACUUUAUACAUAUGUGGCUAUAUGCUCUUAGUUAGUUCAACUUAUACAUGUUUGCAUAUGGAAAUUGUAUUAUCUUAAGACGCGUCAGAAAGAAUACAAUUAUCAACAAAGCGCGGAGUUCAUCAUAAGUCUAUAUUUGAUUGCAACAAUUACUAGUUUUCUCUGGUGUAUCCCAACAAUGGAAGCAUUUGUGAAUAACUAUGCUCUUUUUUACAGUAUACGUGAGCACUGAGAGUAAAAAUAACAAGUUUUUAUGUAAAUACCUACGGAGCGGCUACAAGUGAAUUUUGCGAUAAGGUGAAUACAUUAAAUUACAGUGUUUAAAUGCGGAAUAAAAUUUUUCGCGACUGUUAUUAAUGUCUCCGACGUUUUUAAAUAACGCGUCUACCCCAUUUAGAUCUUUUCGGGGGGUCAAUGGUAACCAGAUAAGAUUGAGCGAGCGAAGUGACGCAGGUGGCAAAGAAUUUCAAAGUAGAGUGAUAGAAUUUGAGCUAAAAACUGACUAUCAGCUGAUUAAUGCAUGGAUUGACAUCCCAGCGUUAUUGUCAAUUUUGUUCCUUUGGCUCAACAAUCGAGAUCUUGUCAUUGUUGCUACUGUUAUAGUAAUCUACUUGUUUCUAAGAUGUAAAUCCAUCUUAUCUUCUGUCAAAAGUGAUACACUCUUAGUUGUGGAGUCAGUUGGAAUACAGAUUAUUGGGAAACGAGUACUUAAAUGUUUAGAGUCCAAUUGUUUUCUUCCUUGGAACACUGUGAAAGAUGUUUUUAUUAACGAAGUUAUAAUUGGGCAACGAGUUUUGUAUUAUUUAACAUUUAUUGUCAAAGAUUCGUCAAGUGGAAAAGACGACACAAAAUUAGUACCACUCUUUCGUGAAUUAAAACCGGAGCGAAAAUGCCUGGAAUACAUGUACGAGCGUCUGGCAAACUUGAUUGGGUCGAACGAGAGAAGGAGCCAAUUCUAACCGUCCCUGGAUCUUAUUGGUUGUGUCAUAAGAAAAAUAUUUACAAAUUUACGUUUAAAUAUCACCGAAGCUCCAAAGAUACUAAAGAAUUUAGUUACGGAAAAGAACUUAUGAAGGUUAUACGGCGUAUUAUCAAAUCGCAACCACGUCAAGGUCAGCAAUUUGGUACGCGUCACCUUCUCGUAACUUAUAACCAUUCAUCAUGGACUCGACAAGAUAAAAUGUUUGCCAUGCUAAAAUUUCGGGAUAGAACUAAUGCUACUGCAUUUCCUCGUGCUUUCGUGCUUAUUGUUAAGAUUCUUCCAACAAACCCGACAUUUGAAAAUGGCAAAGAGUUUGAAGAUGAAUUGAUUGUUUAUGAAAAAUCAACUAGAAGAUCACAGUGGAAUAACUCAUCAAUUGAUAAGCAAGAUGAUAUAAGUAAUAGUGAUGAAACGUUGCAAAAAUCCAGACUUCCCUCAACGAUUAGUAGUAAUGGACUCUCCAGUGAUCUUCCUAAAACUUCUUCAGAUAAUGUUAAAAGUAAUGGUACUCGCGUUAAUACUCCUGUUACAAGAUCCAUGCGGAGUAGUGAACGCCAGAAAAGAGUUAGUUCAGCUUCCUUUUUAGCAGGUCUUGAUGAUUUGCCUCUUAUAGAAAAAUAUCUUUCUGAACAACAAGAUCAAUCUAAUUUAGAUAAUUCUACUGCUACAAAUCAAGAAUGUCUAAAUGAAUUACAGGAAACUGUAGAUAUGCCUUAUCAAUAUUUAAUUGAACGUGAAAUUGAACGAAGUAAGUCUAGACUAACACGUAGUUCUAAUGCACAAAAAAUGGCUGUUGAUGAAUCUAUUGAAAAGGCGCCAAAAGAAAAACGUAUUGGAGAAUCAGCAACACCGAGAAGUAGAACCCCAAGACUCCAAUCAAGUUCAAAUAUUAUUGAUAAUGCAACAGCACGCUCUUCUAACAUUACAGAUCUUGUCAUGGAAGGUCUUAUGUUUACGAUUAGACAAGAUCAAGAUAGUGUAACUGUGGUAGAGCAAAAGACUAAAUUGGAGCCUGAUGAGGUUUUAGAGAAUUCAGAAAAAAUUGAAACGAAAGAAGGUGCUGAAUGUCUAGUUAAUUCUAGUCUUUUGAAAUUGGAAAACUUGGUCACAAAAAUUGAAAUGUCAUCUAACGCGAAAACAAAUAAAUAUGAAGAUGAUCAAUGUACUCAAUUGAAUAGUUUAAGUGCAAUAGAUUUAAAUAAUAAGGAUAAUGAAGAAGAGGCUGGAGAACAAGAAGAUGUCGAAGAUGUAGAAGUAGAUGAUAUACAAGAAGUAGAAGUAGACUCAAAAGAACAAGACAAAAAUACUCAAAAAUUGUCUGAAAAAAAUUUUGAUGAUGAAAUUGAAGAAUACACUGCUCUUAAUCUUGAAACUAUUGAUGAUCACCAAUCGCAAGAGGAAAAAUCACUCAUUCUCACUUCUCAUCAGCAGUCUUUCAAAAAUUCUUUGGAGAAAAAAAUAGAUGACGUUCCGCUUGUUACAAUUAAUUUAAGUAAUGUUCAUGAUAUUCUUAACAGUGAUUUUAAGGAUGAAUGUAGUUCCACGUUUUCGGAAAUACACAGUUUGCACGAAGAAUCAGAAGUCAAUGAAGAUUUUGAGGACUCAGAAGAAGAUUUUGAAUUGCAAGAUCAUCCAGAUGUAAGUAUUGAAGAAGACAAUGCAAAAUUACAUGAUAAUAAAGAAGACAACGAAGAAGAAAGUCACGUAGAUAUUGAAGAAGAUGAGGAAGACGAAGAUAUUAUUCCAGAAGCUUUAUGUAAAAAUAAUCAAGACUGUAUUGAUGAUAAUGUUGGCUAUGAAAUAUCAACUGAUUCUGAAGAAAAUAAUUUACUAAUGGACGAUAUAGAAAUAGAGCAAUCAUCAAAUGUACCGGAACAAACUCCACCCCAGAAUAAAUCUAGUAGGCCUCGGAUCAUUUCUAGCGAAGUAGUUCAGUAUGAUUUGUCUUCAAUACGUUCUUUAAAUUUACGAAGAAAAAUAGAGUCUGAAUCGAGUAAUCAGAAUACGAGUAACACGAAUGAUUUUGAAAAAUCUCCAUGUAAUUCUGGCACUCAAGUAAAUAAAGAAUCAAUAACUUCUACAGAAAAAAGUAAUAAAAUAGCUGAAAAAAUAAAUGAACCAACUGUUCUUACUCGAAGAAGACUUACAGCAAAACGCCGACUCUGUUCUCAAAAGCAAGAAGAUGAUAAUGGAGAAGUCAAAAUAGAAAUGGAUAAAUUUGUCAAACAUAUGACACAAGGUGUUCGAGUAGUACUUGAACGAUUAGAUCUAGAAAAAACGUUUGGAAGAUUGAAAAGAAAUGGUUGUUUUAAGGUAUAAAUGAAAAUAAUUGGAAGAUAUAAAAUACAAUGCAUUCAUUAAUACAAUUUUACUAAAACUCAAUUAAUCAGUAUAUAAACGCAUAAACGUAUAUGAGCACAUAUAUUAAUUAUCAAAAAA
Molecule: messenger RNA, 3497 nt
Organism: Chelonus insularis
Lineage: Eukaryota; Metazoa; Arthropoda; Insecta; Hymenoptera; Braconidae
Exons: 3
Coding region: 966-3377 (803 amino acids)
Source: RefSeq, a predicted model, not a curated record